Neocloeon triangulifer is the source of this 2478-nucleotide messenger RNA. RefSeq names its product G-patch domain and KOW motifs-containing protein. Gene Ontology annotation, molecular function: nucleic acid binding. Gene Ontology annotation, cellular component: spliceosomal complex. The transcript is spliced from 8 exons. Gene Ontology annotation, biological process: mRNA splicing, via spliceosome. The record is from RefSeq and is a predicted model, not a curated record. NCBI's taxonomy places the organism in Eukaryota, Metazoa, Arthropoda, Insecta, Ephemeroptera, Baetidae. Bases 81 to 1190 code for a protein of 369 amino acids.
GCUAACAAAACGCAUGUUUACAUUGCAGAAAUAGAAGGAACGAGUAUUUUUCGCCCAAUUUUCACAAAUUCUCAAGCAAAAUGAGCGAGGAUGGACGGGUGAAGAUCAGUUUCGGAUUCGCCAAGAAACCACCUGUAAAUCCAAAGAUAAAACUGGCACCGAAAAGCGAGCCAACUGUGGAAUUUAUUUCGUCGGUGGAAGGACAGGAAUUUGAGACGAUCGGUGGAAAAGUUGAAGAAAAGAAGGAAGAGUUGGUGAUUCCUCUCGUCAAAACUGUCCCAGCGUGGCAAAAGAAACUUCUGAAGAUUCGAGAUGGAAAAGCACCCGCUCGCCCUGUUGCAGCUCAAAAUGGAAUUAAAACCGAGCGAGAUGAACUCGACAUUUUAGCAGAGCAGGAAAUCCUCAGAGAGGCUGCCGAGGCGUUACAAGAAAGAGAAGAUGAUAAUAAGCCGAGCACAAUUUAUAUGAAUUUGGAUGAAGACGAUGCUGCUGAAGAAGACAAAGAAGAGCCAACAGCUGAGAAUUAUGAAGCUAUCCCAGUGAAAGACUUUGGUUUGGCAAUGCUACGUGGAAUGGGUUGGGAGCCAGGCAAAGGAAUUGGAAGAAAUCCUAAAGUUGUGGAAGUAAAAGAACCUGCAUUUCGACCCAGGGGAAUGGGUUUAGGCGUUGAGGCGAAAAAACCAGUCAAGAAAAACACAGAAGAAGGGCAAGAUCUACGAAUGUGCAAGGGAGCUUAUGUCAAAGUGUUUCAAGGUCCACUCCAAGGUUGUUACGGAAAGGUUGAGAGUCUCCAUGACACACUGGGACGAGUAUUAGUGCGAAUGACCCUUGGCAACAAAGUUCAGAGCAUUUGUGAGUACAUGCUUGAGCUUGUCACUGUAAAAGAGUACAACGAAAAGUCAAGAGUAGUCAGUUCCGACAAUGCAGCACUGGUUCAACGUAGUUUAGACAAAGUCUCCAAUGCCAAUGGAACAACUGAAAAGGCUUAUGGUCUAGUACAUUUGAAGAAGAGGGACCCAAGCCCGGAAAACAUUGAGAAAAAAAGGGAAAGAUCUCCAGAGAGACGGAAAAAGCACAAAAAGAGAAACAGAAGCCGAGAACAAAAGAGAAGCAGGAGUUCCGACCGAAGAGACAAGAGGAGAAGUCCCGAGAGAAGAAAAAGGAGUAAAAGUCCACAUCGACGCAGAUAGCGAUAAACGUUUUUUUGUGAACCACAAUCCUAGGGCGUAACGACAUCCUUUUUGGACGCCGAGCACUCCGUGCAAAUUUUCCGGCCCAGCGCUGAAGGCGACUAAUCUUCCACACUUUGGUUCUAUUGCGGUCUACAGAAAAGAAAAUGUGAGGAAAACAAUACAAUUUUGAUGGCUGUCUUAUCUAACCUGAACUUUGUCAGCCUCGAAAUUGCUCACGAAAACCAACUGUCCACCAACAAACUCUUCGUUAAGGUAAACUAUGGCGCUGAAGUCCCUCCAGCUGAAUGCAGGAAGGUCUCGGCUGCAUGUGCCAUUUGCAAAAGGGAUGCAGUUGUCUGCGUGAAUUUCAUGGCUCAUGUGGCCUGUGGAUUUUUUCUCUUCCACUGCGCAUCGACGAACCAAAUGUGUGAAAGAGAAAUACAACUCUUCUUUAAUGCCAAAUUUUGAUUUAACCACGCCAAGUGUCUUCUCAGACAUAGCUACAAAUUUAUCAAGCUCUUCAACGUCUAUUAAAUUUCUUGCCACCAUCUAAAAUUGUGACUUAGGAUUUACAUUUUUUAUAUAUUAUUAUUUUACUAAAGCCAUUCUGCUUAAGGAAAGUCCUGAAAAUGUUUCAAACUCAUUGUUGGGUGCUUUUCGUUCCUCAUUGUAUCCAUCGUCUAAAAUGCCAGCUUUCUAUUAGUAGAUAAGGCAUGAUAAAAAUCCAGAACAUUUUUAAAAAUUAAAAACUUGCCUUCGAAAGGUUUAUCAAAAAUGUGCACUCCUUUCCGUUGUAGAAAUUUUCCAAAAGAAAUCUCUGUUGAAGCUCAUCAAAGUUUUCUAAAACCUGUGAUUAACAUUUAAAUGUUUUUAUGAAAUUUGUUUUGCAAGUGCAUAAUUGAACCCUUGUGCACUUUGAAUUCUGUGGAUCAGCAACCAGGCAACAACAGGGAAGUUUAUGUUUGUAACUCUUGUUUUAUUGUGUGACAAGUUUAAAACCGUGCAAUAGAUACAUUUAUUCUCCGCACUCCUUUACAUGCAAGAAAACGUAAAAUAUAUAAUUAUGUUAGUAAACAUUUAAAAAAGAUAUAAUUAUUUCCUCUAUCUAACAAAAUCACUGAGUCUUUGGCAUUGGCAGUGGUCGAUAGCAGAGCGCAAACUCUUCAAAAUUUUCGCACAAUGCUGAGCCUUAAUAGUCAGGAACUUUCAUCCUGUGGCAAGAAAGAACAGACAAAUAUUCAGAUUUGUGCAAAAUCUAAAUACCAACAAUAAAAUUCACUCGUACUUACCUCAUCAACCUUGUUGU